GCUCCUUCCCAUGCUUGCCUGUUUGAUUGACGUUGGCUUCCAAAUCGCUGUGACUGUGCCUGAAGAAAAGCGAAGGAGCAUAAUUUUGCUGAGAGAAUUUUCCUGGCAGGGGAAGGCAUGCAGUGCAGAGAAACGUGCCAGCAAAGAGCCUGAAAGUGCAAGUCCAGGUGCUAACGCAACUUCCACCCAAGCCAUGCUGUUGUGAAGUCCUUUUUCCCCAGCCGCGUCUUGCUCGGCGCACCAGGGUGGGCUGCACAGGGGCUGCCCAUGGCAUUGCGGCAGUCUGGGCUGGAUUAGUUCCUGGUGUGUCAUUGCUUCAGCUGUCUGAAGAACUGAAGAAGAUUGCAGGGAAGAUGUUGGACUUGAGCUUUCUGACCGAGGAGGAGUAUGAGAAGCUGAUGAAGGUUCUGCAGAGAGAUGCAGAGCUGAAGAAGAAGGAUGGGGAUCGCAUCAGGCGGAUACAAGGCUCCAUCAAGGAUGAAAAGAAGAAGAAGUUUGUGACAGGUGAAUGGUUUUCAGAAGUGAAGGCAAAACGGUUUCAGGAAGACUUAGAGGGGCCAGAUCUACUUCGGGCAUCGAUUAGAAGGAAAAAGGGCAAACUAGAAAGUAAUUGUCUCUGUUAUAUUACAGAUGAGGCCAACGAGCACAUCCGGACGGGUCUGGAAAGCAAAGCUGCCCCGAGUGCUGCCUUCCCCGAGCACGCUGCUGGUGCGGGAGAGGAGAGAUCCAGCACACCUGCUCUUGAUACCGCAGAGGAGCGUAAAAUCUUGCCAAAACCAAAGCCGAGACUUCCUGUCACGCUGUCUGCAUCACACAAGAGAUCCAGUAUACAUGAUGUCUCUUCCUCAGAGAGUGACACUGGAACAAGUCCAUUUGUGGCUGCAACAAACAGCUUGCAUUUGUCUAGAAAAGGUCAUGGAGUAUCUCCAUUGCCCACCAGCCUUUCAGAGGAUGCUGUGCCUCAGCCCAGCAGCGCAGCUAGAGGAGAAGCUGUUGAUGGGGCCACAGGCACCACAGCGGGGGCAAAAACUCCACCCGAAGAAACUUAUGCUCCCAGCAAGAUACCAGUUAAGAGGAAACCAAGCAGAACUUUCCCCAGAUCCGAGCAGUUCGUGAAUCACGUGGGGCCAGCAGAGAACAGCCUCGCAAAUAGAAAGCUGCUGGCAAGCCCCAAACCACUGACCGCAGAGGGGGAAAGCAGCCAGCCUGUGAAGCAAGGCACGAACUAUACGAUCUCAUCAAUGAGUAACAAAGAGGAGGAUAUCGGCCUCGAUCGUGAGCACUUCAAGAACUUGAAGAACUUCUGGGAGAAGGGAGCAGACUCUCUGAUGGUGGGAAACGUGCUGGAGGACCCAAGCUGGGUGGAGGCAGAUGGCAGGCAGUUCAAGCUGUGCCGCUCACUCUCUGUGCAGUCUGGGCAAGGCCAGAACAGCGAAGAAAAACCUGGCGUCUUCACCAAAACAAGAACCCCCUACAAAAGGACAAUUACCUUGUCUUCUAGCGAGGAAGAACCAAGCUACGUAGCCCCUGCAAGGAAGGGCUCGGUUUCCGUCAUUCCUAGAUCCACGUACGCCAAGAGCAAAGGCAGCCUGGUUGCAAGAAAUAACUCACUGAGUGAAAGCAAUGGGAAGCUGCCGGCGCCAGAGGAAGACAAGGCAGCCCAGCGCUGCUCCAAGAAAUCCAGAUUGCCUGUGCGAGCACCUUCCGUCAAAAUCGAGUCGCCUACCAAAGAAGUGUCUGGCAGCACGUUUGAGCCAGAGACGCCUACAGACGAGUUUAUCGUGGCAGAAGAGCGCAAGCACGCAGCAAAUUCCCUGGCGAGCAGGGUGCAGAUACUGAUCGAGCCUGUGCUUACAGAUGGUGAAAACGAUGAUGAGAAAGAGGAAAGAUCUGAUUUGGGCACUCAUGACAACAUGGAAAUAAAUGGAGAGCUACCUGAGGAAAAAAUGUGUGAGUCUUCAGACAAGCCAACACCCAGUGCACCAGCCGGAGAGAGAGAAGCCGUUCAGGGAAUGGACUCAGCUGUUUACUCAGAGGAAGAUGGGGAUCAUUCUCCCGCCGCUCAGGCAUUGGCCCGAGCAAAUAGCAUUAAUCUUGCAAAGAGCAUGGUGAACAUUUACACAACCACAGAGACAUACAAUAAACCUCAUUUGAUACCCCAUCAGUUUCUUGAACCUGAAAGAGUCAAAGAGCUGAGCAGAUCGUCUCCUCUCCUGUUGUCUGAGACUGAAUCAGACACGGCUUCGGAAAUCAGCUUCCAGUUUAACAAGCACAAAAAGACGCCUAGCAUUGGCAGCCACUCGUCUGACAUGGCAUCUGUCUCCUCGGUGAGUGGCAGUGUGCUCAGUGUCUACAGCGGCGAUUUUGGGAGUGUGGAUGCCCAAGGUACCGUGGAGUUUGCUCUAGACUAUGAUGAGAAGAACCGGGAGUUCCAGAUUCAUGUGUCCCAGUGCAAGGACUUGGCUGUCGUGGAUGAGAAGAAAGGCAGAUCUGACCCGUAUGUUAAAACUUACCUGCUCCCAGACAAAGCUAGAAUGGGUAAGAGGAAAACUUCAGUGAAGAAGAGGACAGUGAAUCCCAUUUACAACGAGGUGUUACGGUAUAAAAUAGAGAAAAUGGUAUUGCUGAUCCAAAAAUUAAAUCUCUCUGUUUGGCACAAUGAUCCACUGGGACGUAACAGUUUCUUGGGAGAGAUCGAAGUAGACUUGGCCAGCUGGGACUGGAGCAACAGGAAACUCAACUGGUACCCGCUGAAGCCCCGAAGCCUUUCUGCUGUUAACGGUGUGGAUCAUCGAGGAGUGAUGAAUUUGUCUAUUAAGUAUGUCCCUCCAGGAAGCCUAGGUCCCAAGAAUCCUCCCUCUGGCGAAGUUCACAUUUGGGUCAAAGACGUCAAGGACCUGCUGCAGUUGCGUCCUUCUGGAGUUGACUCCUUUGUGAAAUGCUAUGUGCUUCCAGACACCAGUAAGAAGAGUUACCAAAAGACCCGAGUCAUAAAAAGAGACACAAACCCUGUUUUCAAUCACACUAUUGUAUAUGAUGGCUUUCAUACAGAGGAUCUAAAGGAUGCUUGUGUUGAACUGACUGUGUGGGAUCAUGAAAAACUUACCAACCAUUUCCUUGGAGGAAUCAGGCUGGGCCUCGGGACAGGUUUGAGCUAUGGCAUCUCAGUGGACUGGAUGGACUCCACGCAAGAGGAGGUGGCCUUUUGGCAGGAGAUGAUGUCAGCUGCCAAUGAAUGGAUUGAGGGAUUGCUGCCACUGCGCUCCCUGGCAGGGAGGAAAAAACUGAAAUAACCUACCAUUCGUGCCACAGAAAGGCUGAAUGUGGUCAUUAGAAUUAGGAAACUUCCUGCGCCGAGGUGAUAGAGACCAUCCAUGGGGCUGGCAAGUGUCAGGUUGAUAAGGCAAUUGAUGGAAAGCACUUUGGAGAUGUUAAAUGUUAAGUACUAAUUCCCUGACAGGGGACAUGGAAGAUGCCAAACUGAUGCUAUACUUUGUUUUGACCAAGAAGAAACUUCAUUUUCCUUUUUAUUCCAUCAUUUAUAUUCAGUAUCUUUGAAUUCCUUUAAGCUCUGGGAACAUUGGCAGAAGGAAAAGGAGAUACAGAUAUUUUUAUUUUUUUACUGUUUCUUGUGCCAUUUUUUUUUUUCUGUGCAGAGAUGUAAUUGUACUAAGACAGCAGCAUGGUAUUAUUCAUAUUCCCCUGCAAGAGGUACACUUUGUACUUGAUGUAGAAUUGCUCCAAGUCACCAGCAGCACAGUCUGAGAAUGAGAGCUUUGCAUUUGUCGCUGGUGAUAACACGUCUCUUAACAUGAGGAAAAUGGAGAUCCAAGGUGAAUCUAAAGAAAGAGAGGACUAUUUGAAGCAGAAAAUGAAGCAACCUGAGGAGGAUAACAAUGAGGAAUUCAAUAUAUUAAUUUCUUUCUGCUUUAAUAUGAAAGAGAGAAGUGAUGGUCCUGCAGCUAGUGGGAUUUUGCAACCAGGGGCUGUUUUCCUAGCUUUCCCACAGGCUUCCUCAGUGACCUCAGGCAAGUUUCUCUGUGAAAGGACAGUUUCAGUGCAAUAUAAACUAAAGUGCUUGCCCAAGUGUAAAAUGUGGUGACGUUGCUGAUGGGCCUAAUCGCACCUUUGAAAUGCCUUGUAUGCAAAACAUUUCAAUAUCAAACAAUGAUGUAGGAAACAGUCUCAUGUUAGCCUGGCACAACGGGUCAGGAAAGGAAGGUCAAAACCACACUGGAACGCAGGAGAUGCUGGGAGCCGGUGGGAGAGGUAAGUAGGGAGUGAACGAAUGCGAAGGGUAGCUGCAGAGCUACAGUUGCCUGGGGUGGUCUCCUGCUUCUGCCUGCCCUACGGCCCGUCUGGUCUUCCUUUCACCUGAUGCCUGUCGGCGAGUUGUCCGUGGCUGGAAUUUCCUUUUUGCCAGUAGCUUGCAAGAACUUUGCAUCUGGCACGUGGACCGUGGCAGAGUGGCGUCGUGAAUGCAUUUUGAAACGCAGCUUUGUAAUUUCUAUUUUGGAUGUACAUAUUGUGAUUAAAUAGAAUGUUUUUCUUUAGUCAUCA
Messenger RNA from Gymnogyps californianus (California condor), 4560 nucleotides. Its product is annotated as synaptotagmin-like protein 2. Gene Ontology annotation, molecular function: small GTPase binding; neurexin family protein binding. The record is from RefSeq and is a predicted model, not a curated record. Gene Ontology annotation, biological process: exocytosis; intracellular protein transport. The coding region runs from base 354 to 3293 and encodes 979 amino acids. Lineage: Eukaryota; Metazoa; Chordata; Aves; Accipitriformes; Cathartidae. Gene Ontology annotation, cellular component: exocytic vesicle; plasma membrane. The transcript is spliced from 16 exons.